Messenger RNA from Necator americanus (New World hookworm), 303 nucleotides. RefSeq lists its product as uncharacterized. The transcript is spliced from 3 exons. The record is from RefSeq and is a predicted model, not a curated record. The coding region runs from base 1 to 303 and encodes 100 amino acids. Lineage: Eukaryota; Metazoa; Nematoda; Chromadorea; Rhabditida; Ancylostomatidae.
AUGCGUCUUUCGUCAGUGCUUCGGGUUAUUAUCCGUGGUCCUGACGGUCAACCUAUCUGGAGAGAAGUAAGCGACCUGCGUCUUCCUAAAGGCGGAAAGACUCUUUCGUACAGACAGAACUCACUCAUCGUUUUCUUUGUUGCCGUGGGCUUAUUCGGCUAUUGUACAGUACAACAGGAGGUAAAUCCGGACUCCAAGUGGGCAGAAAUCUAUCGCGGAUUGACUCGAGAACCUUUAAAAUGGUUGGGAGCGGACAAGACGGAGGCAAAGCCAGCCCCAAACCUCUCAGCGCAUCUGAAGUAA